Molecule: messenger RNA, 497 nt
Organism: Cylicostephanus goldi
Lineage: Eukaryota; Metazoa; Nematoda; Chromadorea; Rhabditida; Strongylidae
Source: the annotation of a GenBank genome assembly
CUGCUUUUAGGCCCCAAAAAGGAGAAUCUCCUCAUCAAGUUCCCCUCGUACAAAACUGCCGGAGUGGAGUUUCAUGAGGAGACGAACGCGCAGGGACACAAAUGCUUCCGAAUGAGCGGAGGCAAAGUGGAGGUCGGUGUUAAUCGAUGUCCUUACCGCCCAGUCGCAUCAAAACCUAUAAACAUUGUCGUCGUGUUUCCUCCUGGCCUCUCCGGAUCGAAGAAAUACUACGUUCAUCUUGAAACUCGCAUUGGUAUCCAUGGAAAACCCGAGAGAUGCGUAAACGCCGAUAGCAAUGGAUGCGGAGGCAUCGGAUCAUGCGUUCAUUGUGAUAUCUGCGAGACAAUGGGCGGCUCUUUGAAAAAUUUUGUUCAAAUUUUCCAAGGAAAUAAGCCAGCACAGUGUUCAAGUCAGGUUCUGGUGGUAUUACCAGAAACCAACAAAAAGCAAGAGCAUUUCUUCAUUCCUUUUCCGGAAAUAGUGUUCGCUGAAUAAAC